GCCCCAACAUCUGUACCACACGGGGGGUGAGUUCCUGCCAGCAGUGUUUGGCCGUGAGCCCUGUGUGCGCCUGGUGCUCAGAUGAGGCCCUGCCUCUGGGCUCACCUCGCUGUAACCUGAAGGAGAAUCUUCUGAAGGAUGACUGUGCCUCGGAGUACAUUGAGUUUCCGAUCAGUGAGGCCCAAAUACUGGAGGCCAGGCCCCUCAGCGACAAGGGCUCUGGAGACAGCUCCCAGGUUACUCAAGUCAGUCCCCAGAGGAUUGCAUUGCGGCUCCGUCCAGAUGAUUCGAAGAAUUUCUCCAUCCAAGUGCGGCAAGUGGAGGAUUAUCCUGUGGACAUCUACUACCUGAUGGACCUGUCUUACUCCAUGAAGGAUGACCUAUGGAGCAUCCAGAACCUGGGGACCAAGCUGGCCUCCCAGAUGCGCAAGCUCACCAGUAACCUGCGGAUUGGCUUUGGGGCCUUUGUUGACAAGCCUGUGUCACCAUACAUGUUUAUCUCCCCACCGAAGGCCCUCAAAAACCCCUGCUAUGACAUGAAGACCACCUGCUUGCCCAUGUUUGGCUAUAAACACGUACUGACGUUAACCGACCAGGUGACCCGCUUCAACGAGGAGGUGAAGAAGCAGAGUGUGUCACGAAACCGAGAUGCCCCAGAAGGUGGCUUUGAUGCCAUUAUGCAGGCCACAGUCUGUGAUGAAAAGAUUGGCUGGAGGAAUGAUGCAUCCCACUUGCUGGUGUUUACCACUGACGCCAAGACUCAUAUAGCACUGGAUGGAAGGCUGGCAGGCAUCGUCCAGCCCAAUGAUGGGCAGUGUCAUGUAGGCAGUGACAACCAUUAUUCUGCUUCCACUACCAUGGAUUAUCCCUCUCUGGGGCUGAUGACUGAGAAACUAUCCCAGAAAAAUAUCAAUUUGAUCUUUGCAGUGACUGAAAAUGUAGUUGAUCUCUACCAGAACUAUAGUGAGCUCAUCCCAGGGACCACGGUAGGGGUUCUAUCUGCAGAUUCCAGCAAUGUCCUCCAGCUCAUUGUGGAUGCGUAUGGGAAAAUCCGGUCUAAAGUAGAGCUGGAAGUGCGUGACCUCCCAGAGGAGUUAUCGCUAUCCUUUAACGCCACCUGCCUCAACAACGAGAUCAUCCCAGGCCUCAAGUCUUGUGUGGGACUCAAGAUUGGAGACACGGUGAGCUUCAGCAUCGAGGCCAAGGUGCGUGGCUGUCCCCAGGAGAAAGAGAAGUCCUUCACCAUCAAACCCGUGGGCUUCAAGGACAGCCUCACUGUCCAGGUCACCUUCGACUGUGACUGUGACUGCCAGGCCCAGGCUGAGCCUUACAGCCGCCGCUGCAACAAUGGCAAUGGGACCUAUGAGUGCGGGGUGUGCCGCUGUGGGCCCGGCUGGCUAGGGUCCCAGUGCGAGUGCUCAGAGGAGGACUACCACCCCUCCCAGCAGGAUGAGUGCAGCCCCCGGGAGGGCCAGCCUAUCUGCAGCCAGCGGGGAGAGUGCCUCUGUGGCCAGUGCGUUUGCCACAGCAGUGACUUUGGCAAGAUCACGGGCAAGUACUGCGAGUGUGAUGACUUCUCCUGUGUCCGCUACAAGGGAGAAAUGUGCUCAGGUCAUGGCCAGUGCAGCUGUGGGGACUGCCUGUGUGACUCUGACUGGACCGGCUACUACUGCAACUGUACCACCCGCACCGACACCUGCAUGUCCAGCAACGGGCUGCUGUGCAGUGGCCGGGGCAAGUGCGAGUGUGGUAGCUGUGUCUGCAUCCAGCCGGGCUCCUAUGGGGACACCUGUGAGAAGUGUCCCACCUGUCCAGAUGCCUGUACAUUUAAGAAGGAGUGUGUGGAGUGUAAGAAGUUUGACCGGGGAAUCCUACAUGAGGAAAAUACCUGCAACCGUUACUGCCGCGAUGAGAUUGAGCCAGUGAAGGAACUCAAGGACACUGGCAAGGAUGCAGUGAAUUGUACGUACAAGAAUGAAGAUGACUGUGUCGUCAGAUUCCAGUACUAUGAAGACCACAGUGGGAAGUCCAUCCUCUAUGUGGUGGAAGAGCCAGAGUGUCCCAAGGGCCCUGACAUCCUGGUGGUCCUGCUUUCUGUGAUGGGAGCCAUUCUGCUCAUCGGUCUGGCCACGCUGCUCAUCUGGAAACUGCUCAUCACCAUCCAUGACCGCAAAGAGUUUGCAAAAUUUGAGGAAGAACGAGCCAGAGCAAAAUGGGACACAGCCAACAAUCCACUGUAUAAAGAGGCCACAUCCACCUUCACCAAUAUCACCUACCGGGGCACCUAAUGACCAGCGGUCAUCCUCAGAUCAUUAACAGACUAUGCCAGCAUUGUGGGAGUCUCUGCUGCCAUGUUUACAGAAGACAGUACUUGUGGGGUGGGAUUUGGGGUGUGGAGUGGACUGGGGUGGGAGAAUGUGUGGAAGUGUGGGUCUCGUGUGUGUGUGUGUGUGUGUGGAUAAGUGUAUUUCGUGUGGGGAAGUGUGUAAUUUAAAACUUGUGAUAUGUUCUGAUAAGUGGAGUUCAUCAACUUUUGUUCCCAAAGUGCCUCCUUCAGGGAUUCUUCCUGCUUAGCUUGAGGGUGACUUACGGAGUUGAGCAGGUGUUCUUCAUUACCUCAGUGAGACGUCAGCUUUCCUUGUCAGACCAGUCUCCCUGAAGAAAAGGGCAGGGCUGAGGCCUCUCAUUCCAGAGGAAGGGAUGCCAAGCCUUGGCUCUAUCCUGAGUUUAUAAGUUUAUGGUUCUUGGGUUCGAUUCCCAGCAUUUCUUGCAGGAACUGUUGGGCUUGGCAGCUCAAGUGUCUCACCUGUACCUCUCUCCUUUCUCUUCUUUUAGUCUGGAGGAGGAGGCAGAGAGCUGAACCUUCAGAAUUGCCUGUGCCCUUUGCUAUUACCUCAAUUCAACUAUGGUUCUCUCAUAAAGGAAGUCCUUGUUACCUAUUUUUUGACCUGUUGAGAAUGAAGAUGGCAAGGCCACUCAGGGGUUGUAAUACAACCCUUUAGAUUUGCCUUCUGGUCAGCUGUGUUCUGGAGGUUCACUUAGAAGAAGCAUGGCACCCUUAGACCACCACAUCUCUUUACCUCCUAUUUCCACACCUUCACUGCUGUCCAUGUUUGCUAUGUACUGGGAAUUUCUCACAUCACCAAUAUUUUUCCUCCAAGGAAGAGUUCUAUGGUAGAGCCAGAGAUCUAGCCCUACCUUUCAGGCCUUCUGCCCUUUGUCCAAGGCACCUCUACACACACAACCCUGUGCCUCUGUGUGCUACAUCCAUCCAUGGAGCUGAUUGCAUUUAUCUACCUCUUGGGUGUCUUGUGAAGGAAUCAUUCCUGUGAGCAUGCUGGGCAUAAGUGCCAGGAUGGAAUGAUGGGUCAGUUGUAUCAAUAUGUGUGGCCUGUUCUUCUAUGGGCCGGACAAUCUCACUCUAACUCAGUCUUUAAUCUAGGAGGCCACAAGUGCAAUUUUCUUUUAUUUUUUUUCUUCGGGGCACUAUGAUGAGGUUUGCUUACUCUAGAAGAACAUGUAUAUAAACAUAUUUACAUUGUAUUUGUAAUUUUAUUUGAUGAUGAAGAAAAGAAGCAUUAAAAACCCACAUAGUCUUGGUUGGCACAUGGACACUGCCACUUGGCAUUAUUCAUAGCAAGUUGCUGGGUCUAUAAGAGGCUCUCUUGUCCUGCGGAUGGAUGUGAGGAUGGAUGUAUGGACCUUUCCUGAGGAGGAGGGACUGUUCUUUUGUCCCAAUAAUAGCAGUUGUGCCAUUAGUUUUGACAUCCAUCCAUUAUUAAACUCCAUCAUCUGCUGCCUAAAAAAAAGGGAAAGAUAUAAAUAGUGGUCCAGUGAUCAGAAAUCUUGACCUCAGUGUUGUAGCAAAGAACUCUUUAAUCUUCAUUAAGGCAAGUCACUUUCUUCUCUCUGGGGCUCAAUUUUCUCUUUUGAAAAAUGAUGUGUUUUGACCAGCCAAUCCUGAAGGUCUCUUUCAGUAGUAACAUUCUAAGAUAUUGGGAGUUAGUGUAGCAUGGAACAUACAGUCAAGAUUGCUGUGAGAAACUGAUAGAUAUAUAUUUUUAAUUGAAAGAGGUGAGAGACCUGGAUUUGGUAAGAGCAGAUGUUAUACCAUCUUUCUUUAUGAGAGUCUCAUCCUGUGCACUCUCCAAACUCUUUCAACUUUUGUUAAUAGUUAGCAUCUCCUGAUGUAGCACUUAAGCUCCAUUUACUUGUUAUUUGUUACUUAACUUUGUACACAUUUGCAUCCACAUAUUAGGGAAGAAGAAUCCAUCUCAAGUAGCUGAGAAUGUAAAUUCUGUAUCCUUAUGCUAACAUCAAGAAUAAGGCUUGGAGUUAGGACUGGGCAACGACUGAGCCCUGUUUCACCCACGGAUUCCUCCUGACUGUAGGGACUAGGAAUAGGGUAGAGAGAUAGAUGGGGCAGAGGAAGCAGUGAUCAUGAAUCCAGCUCGUUUAGAACUAAUUAGAACCUUCAGCUACUGAGAGUCCAUGAGAGUAAUAGCGGGGCAUUUUCCUAGAUAAGCUUAUUCAUAUAAAGAAACUACAUCAAAGGAGGAAGAAAGUGUGUCUAAAGAAUGAAUGAGUGGGGAUGGUGCAUGAACUUCUGAAAUGAAGCUCACAGGCCUUGUAAACCAGUCCUGUUCAUAUGUGGGAGUGACCGGUACCUGUGUCCAGAUAAUAGCAAGUAGCAGUCCGUUUUGGCAUAAUGUAGCGUGGACAUCUAGACAGUAUUCUGGCACUAGACAACACAGUGCAAAGGGAUUGUGCCCAGCUCUUUUGGAGACGGUUCACAUCUAGCCUCAGAAUCCAUGGACAAUAAUAGGAAACUGACAUUCCUGACAAGUUGCCAUACUAGGAGUCAGUUCCUUAUGUCUCAGCUAUUCCUAGACCUCAUGGUUUCAAGCCACUUCUGUUUUUUGAAUUACUUAAGUGCUUUCCUGACUUCCUAAUCACCUUCUUUGGGUUGUGAAUUAAACAUGCUUUCCAAAAAGAA
This is a messenger RNA of Tupaia belangeri chinensis (Chinese tree shrew), 4996 nucleotides long. RefSeq names its product integrin subunit beta 3 (gene ITGB3). Lineage: Eukaryota; Metazoa; Chordata; Mammalia; Scandentia; Tupaiidae. The record is from RefSeq and is a predicted model, not a curated record. Gene Ontology annotation, molecular function: fibrinogen binding; integrin binding; fibronectin binding. Gene Ontology annotation, cellular component: integrin complex; focal adhesion; cell surface. Gene Ontology annotation, biological process: platelet aggregation; integrin-mediated signaling pathway; cell adhesion mediated by integrin.